AUAUAAUAUCUUCGUUCUUCUUCAUUUUUAAGCUGUCAGUAAUCAUCGUUGCUUUCACCGGUACUAAUUUUUUCUUUUCCUACACUACUCUUCUUCUCGUCUUGCUAUUGCAAACAUCGUUUCUUUAUAAGACAUGAAUCGAUGACGUUCCGUUGCUUGGACCCAUUUUGUUAAUCUUCUUUCGUACAUGUCCUGCAAAGAUAUGACAGAAAAUAAUAAUUUGCAGGAGCUUUUAUGGGGUUUGAUCUCCAUAAUUUAUCUCGCUAAACACUUUCUUCAUUUUCUGGUCAAAAGUCAACCACUUUAUUUCCUAUCUAGGCCUCUGGAACUCUUACUGUCAUCAUCAUCAUCAUCAUCAUCAUCAUCUUCUCCGUCUGCUGGCGCUGUCUCAUGGAUCGGAAUUUCCAUGAAUGGAGCUUUGUCAGAAACAGUGGAGAAGGUUGAUGGUGUUCGCGGGGGUAAGAGAGAUAUUAGAGCUGUGAAGUUGAGGAAGAGGCCUCCGGGACUUGUAGUUCCUGAAAGUUGUGGAGAUCUGUUAAUGGAGGAAUUAGUGAGGGAAAUGAGGAGGAAGAAGAUGGAGAAGAAAAAGGAAUUUCAUGACGAGGUUGAAGGGAAUGAUUUCUGUCUGGUUAGCAAACAAGGAAGAAGAAGAGAGGCCAUGGAAGAUAGUUAUGGAGUCAUGCUUGAUGUUUUGGGAGAUCCUAACCAGGCAUUUUUCGCCGUGAUUGACGGGCAUGGAGGGCGAGCUGCAGCUGAGUUCGUGGCUGAAAAUUUAGGGAAGAACAUAAUUAAAGCUCUCGAAAAUGUAGAGGGAGAGUGCGAUAAUAAAUUAGAAGAGGCAAUUCGCGAAGGUUAUUUGACUACAGACAGGGAGUUCCUUAGCCAGGGGGUAAGCAGUGGAGCUAGUGCAGCUUCUGUGUUGGUUGUGGAUGGAAAUUUACACAUAGCAAAUGUAGGGGAUUGUAAAGUGGUUUUGAGUAGGAAUGGAGUUGCAGAGAAUCUAUCAAUGGAUCAUCGUCUUCGCGACAGAGAAGAUGAAUGUUCUCGCAUUGAAAAUUCUGGUGGUUUUAUUCAUUGUUACAAUGGAGUUUUGAGAGUACAAGGAACACUAGCAAUUUCAAGAGCUAUUGGAGACUUACAUCUAAAAGAAUGGAUUAUUUCAGAGCCUGAAAUGAGGAAGCUCUGUUUAACUUCCGAUUGCGAGUUCCUCAUUGUAGCUUCUGAUGGAUUAUGGGAUAAGGUGAACGAGCAGGAAGCCGUUGACGCGAUUCGAAGCCAUGAUACGAAUUUAUUGGAGUCUUGCAAAAAGCUUUUGAAUAUGUCUUGUAGCACCGAUGAUAUUACUGUCAUGGUGAUCAGCCUUCAAAAAUUUAUCACUAAUUAAUUAAUUCUUCAAUAUAAACAAAUGGAUUAGUAUAUUUUUAGAUUUUUGUUAAUAAUUUUAUUGAUAUUUUUGUACAAGGGUUAAUUAGUGCUGACUAUUUAAUGAUAUAUUUUACACCA
Molecule: messenger RNA, 1503 nt
Organism: Carica papaya (papaya)
Lineage: Eukaryota; Viridiplantae; Streptophyta; Magnoliopsida; Brassicales; Caricaceae
Product: putative protein phosphatase 2C 53
Biological process (GO): protein dephosphorylation
Molecular function (GO): protein serine/threonine phosphatase activity
Source: RefSeq, a predicted model, not a curated record